Messenger RNA from Choloepus didactylus (southern two-toed sloth), 1017 nucleotides. RefSeq names its product forkhead box E3 (gene FOXE3). The transcript has a single exon. Gene Ontology annotation, molecular function: DNA-binding transcription factor activity, RNA polymerase II-specific; RNA polymerase II cis-regulatory region sequence-specific DNA binding. Gene Ontology annotation, biological process: anatomical structure morphogenesis; regulation of transcription by RNA polymerase II; cell differentiation. The record is from RefSeq and is a predicted model, not a curated record. Bases 1 to 1017 code for a protein of 338 amino acids. NCBI's taxonomy places the organism in Eukaryota, Metazoa, Chordata, Mammalia, Pilosa, Megalonychidae.
AUGACUGGACGCAGUGACAUGGAUCCGCCAGCCGCUUUCUCCGGCUUCCCGGCCCUGCCGUCGGUCGCGCCGUCGGGGCCGCCGCCGUCGCCGCUCGCCGGAGCCGAGCCGGGGACCGAGCCCGAGGGGGCAGCCGCUGGAGAUGGGGAAGCGGACCCCGCGCCCUUGGCCGGCCCGGGGCGGCGACGGCGACGGCCCCUACAACGCGGGAAGCCGCCUUACUCGUACAUCGCGCUCAUCGCCAUGGCGCUGGCGCACGCCCCCGGCCGCCGCCUCACGCUGGCCGCCAUCUACCGGUUCAUCACGGAGCGCUUCGCCUUCUACCGCGACAGCCCGCGCAAAUGGCAGAACAGCAUCCGCCACAACCUCACGCUCAACGACUGCUUCGUCAAGGUGCCCCGCGAGCCGGGCAACCCGGGCAAGGGCAACUACUGGACGCUGGACCCGGCGGCGGCUGACAUGUUCGACAACGGCAGCUUCCUGCGGCGCCGCAAGCGCUUCAAGCGCGCCGAGCUGCCCGCCCACCCGGCCGUGCCGCCGGGGCCCGUCCCGCUCCCUUUCCCCUACGCGCCCUACGCGCCCGCGCUGCCCGCCUCCGCGCCCGGCCCCGGGCUGCUCACGCCGCCGCCCCCCGCCGCCCCGGGCCCCGCGCCGCCCGCGCGCCUCUUCAGCGUCGACAGCCUGGUGAGCCUGCAGCCCGAGCUGGCAGGGCUCGGCGCCCUCGAGCCGCCCUGCUGCGCCGCGCCCGACGCCGGCACCGCCUUCCCGCCCUGCUCGGCCGCCGCCGCCGCCGCCUCCCCGCCGCCUGCCGGCAUCUACGCGGCCGCCAGCCCGCCACUCUACACGCAGGCCCCGGGCCGCCUGGAGCUGCCCCCGACGCGCCUCGGCCCCGGCCCGCUUGCCGCAGAGCCACUCUUGGCCUUGGCCGGGCCGGUAGCCGCGCUCGGUCCGCUCAGCCCGGGAGGGACCUACCUGAGGCAGCCGGGUUUCGCGCCGGGGCUGGAGCGCUACCUGUGA